Messenger RNA from Papaver somniferum (opium poppy), 980 nucleotides. RefSeq names its product cilia- and flagella-associated protein 20-like. Bases 180 to 752 code for a protein of 190 amino acids. NCBI's taxonomy places the organism in Eukaryota, Viridiplantae, Streptophyta, Magnoliopsida, Ranunculales, Papaveraceae. The record is from RefSeq and is a predicted model, not a curated record. The transcript is spliced from 6 exons.
CCCUCGACUCUUCCCGAUACAUACUAGCUUUGCAGACCGUUUUAGGGGUAUGGCAUGUCUCCUCCUCUAGACAAAAUCCUAAAUUAGGGUUCGUUUCUCAAACUUUCUGCAAGAAACUCUUUGAUUAUCAAAUUGGGCGAAUCUAAAUAGGUUCAGAAAGGAUUAGAAGUUGAAGGACGAUGUUUAAGAACACUUUUCAAUCAGGAUUUCUAUCUAUUCUGUACAGCCUUGGGAGUAAACCUCUGCAGAUUUGGGAUAAAGAAGUUGUGAAUGGUCAGAUUAAAAGAAUACAAGAUGAGGACAUCCAGUCUAAUGUCCUUGAGAUUGUUGGGUCGAAUGUACAAUCGACUUACAUUACGUGCCCUGCAGAUCCUGCUGCAACAGUUGGUAUAAAGCUUCCGUUCUUGGUGAUUAUUGUGAAGAAUUCGAAGAAAUAUUUCACAUUUGAGAUUCAAGUGCUGGAUGACAAGAAUGUCAGGAGACGCUUCAGAGCUUCUAAUUUUCAAGCGUCAACCCGCGUUAAACCUUUUAUCUGCACCAUGCCGUUGAGGUUGGAUGAGGGAUGGAAUCAGAUCCAGUUGAAUCUUGCCGAUUUUACGAGAAGAGCUUAUGGAACUAACUAUGUCGAGACACUCCGAGUGCAAGUUCACGCUAAUUGCCGUCUAAGAAGGAUAUAUUUUUCCGACCGCCUUUAUUCAGAGGAGGAGCUCCCACCAGAAUUCAAGCUUUAUCUUCCAACACAGAAGUCAUAGAACCUCGAGGAUAACUGCAAAAGGGCUUCUUCGUUGGAAAUGCAGGCUGAACCUGAGAUUUCUUUUUUCAGUUGCUGUCAGUUUGACUACUUGCCCCUGAACUGAACCUUUUCAUUAUCCAUUUUUUUUUUGACAGAAAGAUACUUAUUUAUUAAUAGAACUUGUCUGGUUUACAAUAUCCGUAGAACAAGCUAAGUAAUUACCAGACGAUCCUAUGGGCGUUACAUA